Botrytis porri is the source of this 1516-nucleotide messenger RNA. RefSeq lists its product as uncharacterized. The transcript is spliced from 3 exons. Bases 1 to 1086 code for a protein of 361 amino acids. The record is from RefSeq and is a predicted model, not a curated record. NCBI's taxonomy places the organism in Eukaryota, Fungi, Ascomycota, Leotiomycetes, Helotiales, Sclerotiniaceae.
AUGGCUUCACGAAUGUCAAUAAGAAAACAGUUUUUAUCGUUUCGUUCAUUUUCUUUACCUUUAUUAGUAUCAGCUGCAACAACCGAUACACCAACAACAUGUUAUGUUAUAAAUGGACAACAUAAUGCCAAUGCAGGGUAUAGAUGUGAUAAUUCAACAACAGGUCAUAGUUCAUGUUGCGCAGCUGGUGCUAUAUGUUUUUCAAAUGGUGUUUGUCAACAAGCAAAUGGCGAUGUCCAAGAUUAUUUAAGAGUUGGAUGUACAGAUCCUACAUGGCAAGAUCCAGCUUGUUUAAAUCAAUGUAAUAGCUAUGCUAGAAGUUCAACUGCUGGUAUAAGAUUUUGUAAUGGAGCUAUAACAUCGACAACAGAAUAUUGUUGUGAUACAGGCGCCAAUGGUGUAGGAAGUUUUGCCUGUUGCGAUAAUGACUCAGAUAUAUUCAACAUCUCGCCCGUAGCAAAACUCCUCGCUCAAGUUCCCCUCGACUACACCUUUUCAUCUUCUUCAUCUUCACCAUCCACAUCUUCUGCGUCUUCUACAUCUGCUACAUCUUCCGCCACCACUUCAUCGAUAUCAACAACCACCACAUCUAGUUCAAGCACAGUAGCAACCUCCGAGUCAGCCGCCUCCCAAACAUCCACUGCCCCUCUCCCUUCCGCAACCUCGUCAUCUUCUUCUUCUAAUCACGCUGUCGCCAUUGGUGCCGGAAUCGCUAUUCCCUGUGGUAUCCUCGCUAUCGCUGCUCUUGGGUGGUUUUUAUGGAGAAAAAGACGUGCGUCAAAGCAACAGGCGAAUCAACUUCCUCAGAAUGAAGCGGGAGCUCCCGGCCAAGAAUAUCAAAAUCCAAAUCAGAAUUCACAAGGAUAUCAGCCUACAGAAGGAGCUUAUAUGCAGAACCAACACCGAAUGGCUGGGCAUGGAGAGUAUGGUCCGAGUGAAAUUGGAACGGGAUACCCUAGGGGAAACUUGGGCGAGGCAGGGGGUAUCGGGAUAGCGGAUAAGAAGGGUUAUUAUGCACCACAGCCGAGCGAGAUGGAACAGCCAAGAACGGUGCAUGAGAUGGACGGGAGUCGUUUCCGCAGGUAAUGAUAUGAGGAGUGAAAUUAAGAUUUGAAUUCAAAGUCAAGAUUUAGAGUUUUGGGGGGUGAGAUUAAUUCAGAAGCGGCAUGUGCGGGGUAUAUCCCGAGAACAAUCGAUUCGAUUCGAUGCUGAAACCUGGAGGGAGCUGUGGGGGAAAAGAAGCACAUCUAAUUCACAGGUCGUGAUUAUACGAAAAGGCACGUGUACUCUGCGAUCAAAUACCACUCGGUAAACAGAGCCACCAAGUUCCACCAACCGGACACGCCAAACUCGGAAAUCCAACAUCCUCGCAUGUUUGUACAUAUUUUUAGCGCGCUUCUUGUUAUUUUAUGAUUGAGACGAUGCGCUAAGCGGUAUUAUACCUUUUUGCAGCGGCUUUUAUGAUGGGAAAUCAAGGGAAGAAGGGUUUAUGAUUAGUUGUUGUUGUAACUUUGUU